GCUCCUGUGUGCGCGUGCUGCUGCUGCUGCCAGUUCCGUGUCGGCCGCGAGUUUACCAGCCACGCACUGCCUGCACGCGCUCCAUCCACCGCCGGGCUGCCGCGAUGUGACUCUCUCCGUCUCUCACAAACCCCCUUCUACAGUCUCCAUUACCGGCCCGGCGCAGUGAGGCGAGGGGAUUCGUAACGAGUCACUCUCUCAACAAUAAUGUCUUCAAAUCGGAGUUAUAACUGCCUCAAAAAGGAGGCGAUAAUGAAAUCGCUGACGCACAGGCAGCGCUGUGACUCCAGCUUGUGAUCUCCUGACCUCUGUGGACCCUUGAGUCGAGAUGGCGACCCACCGAAAGCAUCUGGUCCGAGAUUUCAACAGAUACAUCACCUGCUCCAUUUGCCGUGGGUACUUGAUCAAGCCCACAGCUGUCACAGAAUGCCUGCACACCUUUUGUAAGAGUUGUAUCGUUCAGCAUUUUGAGGAGAGUAAUGAGUGUCCAGAAUGUGGGAUACAAGUCCAUGAAACAAACCCUUUAGAGAUGCUGAGGCUAGAUAAGACCCUAGAGGAGAUCAUCUUCAAACUGGUGCCUGGACUAAGAGAGAAGGAGGAACAACAGGAAAGUGAGUUUUGGAGAAAACACAAGAUCAAAUCAAAUGGAGAAGAUGGUCCUAGAGCUAAGAAAUCUCGACUGAGUGGUGAAGAUGAUGAUGAUGGGAAUAGUGGAGACUUCCACAGGAGUGAUCCUCAGAUCGCUAUUUGUCUGGACUGUCUAAGAAACAAUGGCCAGUCAGGAGAAAGCAUAGUUAAGGGUUUAAUGAAGAAAUUCAUUCGCUGCUCCACCCGUGUUACAGUGGGAACCAUUAAGAAGUUCCUCUGUGUAAAAUUGAAGCUGCCAAGCUCUUAUGAGCUUGAUGUUUUGUGUAACGGUGAGAUUAUGGGUAAAGAUCACACCCUGGAGUUCAUCUACCGCACUCGCUGGAGACUUCAGGGGGACAGUGCUUAUCCCAUGGUUCUCGAGUACCGUCCAAGGAUCGACUUUGGCUAAACCGCACUUACAGCAGAAAUCUCAUGCAGACUGAUGUCAAGAGAUGAACGAAAUGCAGAAAAACCGAAUGAUUGUGCCUCCAUUGAAAGACAACAACACAAUGCCCAGUGACUGACAGGACUGCUCUGUUCCUUCUGUGCACUCAGCCUUUACUUCUCCAUUCCUCCCUCCUUCAUGCACCCGUCUGACAGUCGUGGCUCCACCCACUGGCUCUGGAUCAAGUUUGACGAUUAUAUUCCUCCAAAGCUUUCUCUGCAUGUUCUCUCUAUGACGACGCCUUAGCAUAGAGCGGCCCGUUGGGAUUAUCUGAUAGCAAUCUAGCACAGACGGUAAGCUAAAACUCAUAGCAAAGAUGCGUCCCGGCCAGGUGAGAGGAGAAGAGGGGAAAUGGAGACGUUUUUUUAGGUAGAUUUUAGAUUAGAGCCGUUUUAAUCCAAGAGUUUGCACUAUAGAGGCAAAUCCAAAUGUCUCGCUGUAUUGUGGCUGUUCUGUCUUACCUUUGCACUCUCUCAUUUCCUUUUAGUUACUUUCCUCUCCUGAUCUCACCGCCCACAUUGUCCCUCAUAAAUUCAGUCACUCUUUUUCAA
Messenger RNA from Danio aesculapii, 1623 nucleotides. RefSeq names its product polycomb group ring finger 5a (gene pcgf5a). Lineage: Eukaryota; Metazoa; Chordata; Actinopteri; Cypriniformes; Danionidae. The transcript is spliced from 9 exons. Bases 329 to 1036 code for a protein of 235 amino acids. The record is from RefSeq and is a predicted model, not a curated record. Gene Ontology annotation, biological process: regulation of transcription by RNA polymerase II. Gene Ontology annotation, cellular component: PRC1 complex.